AUGGCGACUCAACUACCAGCCGAGUCGCCGCUACAGUUAGGUGAGAAGAAUCUGCUUUCCGCGCUGCACGUCUCAAAGACACAACUCGGCCUCUGUUACCCCGGCGGAACCUUUGAGUGCAUACCAGCAGCCGACAACUUUACUUGUGCCUGCUAUGACGGUUUCCAGGGUCGGUACUGCGAAAAACGACGGGACUUUUGUGCCGAGGCUGGUGUAAGUGACAGAAGUCCAGUAAAAGCUGGCAAAUUUGACUCUAACAACUUCUUACCACAUUCUGCUGACUUUUGGCAAUGUUCUGGUGCUGCACUAGCGCGAACUUUUAAUGAUUUUCCUUUUCUUUUCUUUGCACUUUGCCUCAAUGGUGGUGUAUGCCGAAACAGACCCUUCAAGACAGACCCGUUUGAAUGUAUUUGUCAGCCUGGUUUCAGUGGGCCUCGAUGCGAACAAGCGGUGCCGGCUUGUGACUCCAAUCCCUGCAUGAAUGGAGGCCGUUGUGAGGUAAUAAGAAACACCGACUCCCUCUCCGGCAAGCCAAGCAAUAAGCUUCAAUGCAUAUGUCCGGAGGGGCUGGGUGGAGCCUCCUGUGAAUGUUCUGUCGCCGGCGCUUGUCUCAAUGGUGGUCAGUGCAUUGACGGACCCGGCAACUUUACAUGCGAAUGUGCCGAUGUACUGUUAUUACUGUCACUGUUACUACUACUGUUACUAAUAAUACUACUUUUACUACUACUGUUACUACCACUACUAUUAUUAUUAUUACUAAUACUGCUGUUACUACUACUAAUAUAA
Messenger RNA from Dibothriocephalus latus, 786 nucleotides. The record is from the annotation of a GenBank genome assembly. Lineage: Eukaryota; Metazoa; Platyhelminthes; Cestoda; Diphyllobothriidea; Diphyllobothriidae.